AUGAUCCUAAAAAGAAUAUUCAUAGUUCUAGAUAUCCAUUAAUUUAUGAAACAAUCAUGCACAGAAAUUAUUUUCAGUAAAAAAAUAUUAACCAAUAGGUUAAUAAAUAGAAAAAGAAUGGAAAUCAUUUAUUAGAUUAUAUCAUAUAAAAGUCACAAAAAUAUCUGUAUCUUCUCUUAACAAUUAGAAAACUAAAAUCUAAUCAUACAAUAUUAUCACCUUAAUCUAAAAAAAAUAUAGAGCUGUAUUUAUUUAUGUUUAAUUUUUAGACUAAAAAAACAUUAUUUAAUGAUAAAGUAAAUGAAACUUUAUGUAUACUUUAGAUUAAAAUAGUCAUAGUUAUAAAAUAAUUAUAAUUGGAGAAGGAGUUUAAAUGAUAUAAAUAAUUUCAGAGUUUUUCCUUAAUGUAUAAAUAGAAUAUUAAUAUUAGUAUUAAUUUAGUAAUAAACCAAGAAAUGAAGCAAAAUGA
Molecule: messenger RNA, 469 nt
Organism: Paramecium sonneborni
Lineage: Eukaryota; Ciliophora; Oligohymenophorea; Peniculida; Parameciidae
Source: the annotation of a GenBank genome assembly